Balearica regulorum gibbericeps (East African grey crowned-crane) is the source of this 3629-nucleotide messenger RNA. The record is from RefSeq and is a predicted model, not a curated record. NCBI's taxonomy places the organism in Eukaryota, Metazoa, Chordata, Aves, Gruiformes, Gruidae.
CCUGUGUUCCAGAGCCUAGCCCAGCUAGAGAACCUGUGCAAGCAGCUGUAUGAGACCACAGACACUGCGACACGGCUCCAGGCAGAGAAAGCCUUGGUUGAGUUCACCAACAGUCCAGACUGCCUGAGCAAGUGCCAGCUUCUUCUAGAAAGAGGGAGUUCAUCCUACUCCCAGUUAUUGGCAGCUACAUGCCUUACAAAACUCGUGUCGCGCACAAACAACCCUUUACCAUUGGAACAACGAAUAGAUAUUCGGAACUAUGUGCUCAACUACCUUGCCACUAGGCCAAAGUUGGCAACGUUUGUCACACAAGCACUAAUCCAGUUAUAUGCCAGAAUCACAAAGUUGGGCUGGUUUGACUGUCAGAAGGAUGAAUAUGUCUUCAGGAACGUGAUCACAGAUGUCACAAGGUUUUUACAGGAUAGUGUAGAACACUGCAUCAUAGGAGUGACAAUCCUGUCCCAACUAACUAAUGAAAUUAAUCAAGCGGAUACCACUCAUCCACUGACCAAGCACAGGAAAAUAGCCUCUUCCUUCCGAGAUUCAUCCUUAUUUGAUAUUUUCACACUGUCAUGCAAUUUACUGAAGCAGGCUUCUGGGAAGAACCUGAAUCUAAAUGAUGAAAGCCAGCACGGUCUGCUCAUGCAGCUUCUUAAGCUCACGCAUAAUUGUCUGAACUUUGAUUUCAUUGGCACAUCAACAGACGAGUCCUCAGAUGAUCUUUGCACUGUGCAGAUCCCAACCAGUUGGAGAUCAGCAUUCUUGGAUUCUUCAACCCUUCAGUUGUUCUUUGAUCUUUAUCAUUCCAUCCCUCCUUCAUUUUCUCCUCUGGUUUUAUCCUGCUUAGUGCAGAUAGCCUCUGUACGCAGAUCCCUCUUCAACAAUGCAGAAAGAGCAAAGUUUUUAUCUCAUCUCGUUGAUGGAGUUAAACGAAUACUGGAAAACCCACAGAGCUUGUCAGACCCAAAUAACUACCAUGAGUUCUGCCGAUUGCUGGCCCGAUUGAAAAGUAAUUACCAGCUGGGAGAGCUGGUGAAGGUGGAGAACUACCCUGAGGUCAUCCGACUCAUUGCCAACUUCACCGUGACCAGCCUGCAGCACUGGGAGUUCGCGCCGAACAGCGUUCACUAUCUCCUAAGCUUGUGGCAGCGCCUGGCUGCGUCCGUGCCCUAUGUUAAAGCCACAGAGCCUCACAUGCUCGAAACGUACACACCAGAAGUCACAAAAGCUUACAUCACGUCCAGGCUGGAAUCUGUGCACAUCAUAUUGAGGGAUGGUUUGGAGGAUCCGCUGGAUGAUACUGGCCUCGUGCAACAGCAGCUAGAUCAGCUAUCCACCAUCGGCCGGUGCGAGUAUGAGAAAACCUGCGCUCUGCUUGUGCAGCUCUUCGACCAGUCAGCCCAGUCCUACCAGGAGCUGCUGCAGAGUGCCACCGCCAGCCCCAUGGACGUUGCUGUACAAGAAGGGCGCCUGACGUGGCUCGUCUAUAUUAUCGGGGCAGUGAUUGGUGGUAGGGUCUCGUUCGCCAGCACGGAUGAGCAGGAUGCGAUGGAUGGCGAGUUGGUUUGUCGGGUGCUGCAGUUGAUGAACCUGACGGACUCUCGUCUAGCGCAGGCUGGGAAUGAGAAGCUGGAGCUUGCCAUGCUGAGCUUCUUUGAGCAGUUCCGCAAGAUCUAUAUUGGAGAUCAGGUGCAGAAGUCUUCCAAGCUGUACCGCCGUCUCUCAGAGGUCCUGGGGUUGAAUGAUGAGACCAUGGUCCUCAGCGUCUUCAUAGGAAAAAUCAUCACCAACUUGAAGUACUGGGGUCGAUGCGAGCCUAUCACCUCCAAGACGCUGCAGCUGCUCAAUGACCUCUCCAUUGGAUACAGUAGUGUUAGAAAGCUGGUGAAACUCAGCGCCGUACAGUUCAUGCUGAACAAUCACACGAGUGAGCACUUUUCCUUCCUGGGCAUUAACAAUCAGUCCAACCUGACUGACAUGAGAUGUCGGACUACGUUCUACACUGCACUUGGGCGUCUUCUCAUGGUGGAUUUAGGGGAAGAUGAGGAUCAGUAUGAGCAAUUCAUGCUUCCCCUCACAGCUGCCUUUGAGACAGUGGCACAGAUGUUCAGCACAAAUACUUUCAAUGAACAAGAGGCAAAAAGAACUUUAGUUGGUUUGGUGAGAGACUUGAGGGGAAUAGCCUUUGCCUUCAAUGCCAAGACCAGCUUCAUGAUGCUGUUUGAGUGGAUCUACCCAUCCUACAUGCCAAUCCUGCAGCGAGCAAUUGAACUCUGGUACCAUGACCCAGCCUGCACUACACCAGUCCUAAAACUGAUGGCAGAGUUGGUACAUAAUAGAUCCCAACGGCUGCAGUUUGACGUGUCCUCACCAAACGGCAUCCUGCUCUUCCGAGAAACGAGUAAAAUGAUAACUACGUAUGGAAAUCGUAUCCUAACGCUUGGGGAGGUCCCAAAGGAUCAAGUCUAUGCCUUGAAGCUCAAGGGGAUUUCCAUCUGCUUCUCUAUGCUCAAGGCCGCACUGAGCGGGAGCUAUGUCAACUUUGGGGUCUUCCGUCUCUACGGGGAUGAUGCACUGGACAAUGCCUUGCAAACUUUUAUCAAGCUUCUGCUUUCCAUCCCUCACAGUGACCUUCUGGAUUAUCCCAAGCUCAGCCAGUCAUACUAUUCCUUGCUGGAAGUUCUUACCCAGGACCACAUGAACUUUAUAGCUAGUCUGGAGCCUCAUGUAAUCAUGUAUAUUCUCUCUUCCAUUUCAGAAGGCCUCACUGCACUAGACACCAUGGUUUGCACAGGCUGCUGCUCCUGUUUGGACCACAUUGUCACCUAUCUCUUCAAGCAGCUGUCUCGCAGCACCAAGAAGAGGACCACACCUCUGACCCAGGAGAGCGACCGGUUCCUGCACAUUAUGCAGCAGCACCCGGAGAUGAUUCAGCAGAUGCUGUCAACAGUGCUGAACAUCAUAAUCUUUGAGGACUGCAGGAACCAGUGGUCCAUGUCUCGGCCUCUGCUCGGCUUGAUACUGCUCAAUGAAAAGUAUUUCUCUGACUUGAGGAACAGUAUAGUGAACAGCCAGCCUCCGGAGAAACAGCAGGCAAUGCACCUCUGCUUUGAGAACCUCAUGGAAGGCAUCGAACGCAACCUCCUAACCAAGAACAGGGACAGGUUUACACAAAACCUGUCGGCGUUCAGGCGAGAGGUGAACGACUCCAUGAAGAACUCCACCUACGGCGUGAACAGCAACGACAUGAUGAGCUGACGUCUCCCAACUCCACCUGUACAGAGCAGCAUCUCUUUGGCCUGGCCCAGAGGGGUUACCGUUUCCGAUGGAAAGAAAAGAGGGCGUUUCUAAUCCCUGCUCUUCCCCAGGGCUGGAUUGCGGCGCUCGCUUUGGGCCGUACUCCACGUCCCGAGGGAGGAGGGAACAGGAGGGGUUGUUGAGCUCACCAGGGCAGGGUGCUUCUGUUUCCGUGGGAGGGGGUGGAAGGGCAAGAAUCCAGGUGCAAGAAUCCAGCGUCUCCCUACCCGAAUGUCUGCGUGGAACGCCAGCGCUCUGCUGCAGCCUGCCUUGUAUAAACAUGUACAUUUUUUCAUAACAUUUUGAACAAGGUUUAUAUUGACUCAGUUUAA